Molecule: messenger RNA, 1240 nt
Organism: Capsaspora owczarzaki ATCC 30864
Lineage: Eukaryota; Filasterea; Ministeriida; Capsasporidae
Product: monoacylglycerol O-acyltransferase 3
Exons: 5
Coding region: 129-1109 (326 amino acids)
Biological process (GO): lipid metabolic process
Source: RefSeq, a predicted model, not a curated record
CACUUCUAAAUUUCGUUCAUCCUCAGUCUCAGUCUCUUUCUUUCGUCUUCCGUACAUUUACUUUGUUUCUCCCUCCCCCACCCGCCUUUUGACUUGCAUAUCACUUCAUUUCCAUUACUAUCCUCUCAAUGCAAAUCUCGACGCCGGUCGCCCUGUCCGCACGCGACAAGUGGUUUGCGCUCGCCAUGUACGCGCUGCUCUGGUUUGUCGCGGCGCCGCUUUCCUUCGUCCUUGUGCUCCUUGCGUGGUGGGUCGCCGAUUUGACAGGUGUUCUUGUGCUCGUGCUGCUCUACCUGCCAUUCCGCCUCGACGGCGCAAGCACGCGCGCAGCAGGCCGCAUGUCCAAAUGGUUUACAGAGCAUCGCGUUGCAAAGCUGUGGGCGGCGUACUUUCCAAUGCGACUGGCAGUGACCGCUCCGUUGCCAGUGGACAAGGGACAACGAUACAUUAUGGCAUUGUAUCCGCACGGCACAAUCCCACUGCAUGCACAACUGGCCUUGCUGUUUGAUGGCUGCGAUCGCUCCAAGUUGUUACCAGGACUGGAUUUGCGCGUGCUCUCUGUCUCACCCAACUUUCUGCUGCCGUUCUGGCGGGAAAUCUUCCUGGCAUCGGGUGCAGUUGAAGCUAGUGCGCAUGUUGCAACCGCAGUGCUCGAGUCGGGGAGAAGCGUGCUCGUGCUACCGGGCGGCGUGGCCGAAAUGCUAAAGUCGCGACCUGGCCCCGCUUACGGCAUUAUCGCCAAGCACCGGAAGGGCUAUGUUCGCCUUGCACUGGAACAAGGUGCCGCGCUGGUCCCCACGUUCGCCUUUGGUGCCAACGAGUUUAUCUUGCAAUCGCGCAAUAAAACCCUCAAGGCAAUCAACACUUGGAUUGCAAAGCGCGCUGCGUGCUUUGUGCCGCUGUACUAUGGACGCUGGAAUACGCUCGUUCCGUUUGCUCACCCUGUUACCGUCAUCACGGGCACUCCAAUCCCUGUGGAGCGUGUCGCAUCGCCGACUCAAGCCCAAGUCGAUGCUUUGCAUCAGCAGUUCCUCGCCGCGCUCCGUGAGCUUUUCGAGACCCACAAGAGCCAAUUCGGCACUCCCAACGACGAGUUGAUUUUCAUGUAGAUGGCUCGCGUCGUGUCUGCUACUCAUCCAACCAAAAGUCUAAACAUUGCUUGAUUUUUUUGUGUUUUUGUUCGAUUUGUGCUUUUUCUCCCCGGUUUUUGUUGAAAAUUUUUACCCCACUUCCAUUAAAC